Molecule: messenger RNA, 1483 nt
Organism: Phalacrocorax carbo (great cormorant)
Lineage: Eukaryota; Metazoa; Chordata; Aves; Suliformes; Phalacrocoracidae
Source: RefSeq, a predicted model, not a curated record
GAUAAACUUCCUCUUCAGCUGGAGAAACCUACUUCAAUGUAAAAAGAACCAUUUUAAGCUGCUUGACUUUCAGCACACAGUCUGUCUUCCUAAGGCUUCAAGCAAAAAAGAUGAUGCUUGCUUGAUAGGAGAUCAAUGAGCAGGAGAGGACAUUUUUAAAGAGGCUGCAGGAAAAUGGCCAGCAACCAAGUAAUACUGGUUCUCUUCUAUGGAGAAAUCUGGAAAUCACUUUCUACAGCAAUACCUCAAAACGUUUCCAUGAAUAAAAGAAAUGUAUACAACAGUUUCAGGACUCCAACAGAAGACAAAGCUCCUCUAUACCAAUUGCAAGCAACUGGACCCAGUUUACACAAAUCUGGAGAAGCGCUGACCAUUACGAUACCACCUCACUUCCCCAAAGCAUAUGCAGAACCCAGCAAUGGAAGCUGGAUAGCAGCACUGAUAAUUGGCAUCAUUUUGAUUAGUAUGAUAAUGGCUAUUAUUAUAAUUCUUCUGUGGAAAUGCUGCAAGAGGCCAGUUAUAGUCGAUUCAAAUUGGGCAGGUCGUUCUCCAUUUGCAGAUGGAGACACACCAGAUGUCCUCAUGGACUCUGACCAGGCUACCAAACGUUCAUCAGUUUUAUUUAUGUUGCCUUGGAAAUUGAAACAAGACACAAAUUUACAGCAGGAUCCCACUGCAUCAGAGAAACCACCCAGCUGCACUACCAGUAACGAAAACAGCCAGUUGCCUCCACCGGCCGAAGACUACUCUGUAGCCAGCAUUUCAGUUUCCAACACGGGCGCGUCUCCAGCCCCCACCUCAGAAGCAGCAAGCUGUGCACGCGACUCCUGUCCUCACCCAGAGGCCUUACCUGAAUUCCCAGAUCUGCCACCUCCACCUGACUGGCUCAGGGAACCAACUGAGGAUCACAGAUCAGAUCUCAUCAGGGACCAGGAAUUUCACUCAGAGGAACAAUUGCCCCCGCCACCCGAGUUUCUCAGUCAAGUUCAUGAACCACCGCCCCAGCUGCCACAGCCAGAACACCCUUUGUAGACUGCCAAAAUUGAUUUCCAGCAUACCUCACAUUUUUCUUAAAUGAAGUGUUCUUCAAAUAACUGAAAAAAGGAGAAGUUGACGCAGGCAAGAACAGGGAGACCACAGCAUGGGCACUUCCCCAGUGUUUCUUAACUUCAGCUUUCACAAAAGGGAACCACCUGCUUCUGCCUGAAGCAAAUAAUUUUGAAAUACAAUAUGGAUUGUGCCCACUAUUUAUCUAUAACUAGAGAUUCCGGAUUUUUGGAGACUACAGAGAACGUAUACCUUUGUGCCUCAGGCUAUACAUGUAUGUAACAUACAUAUAGACCUUGAGGGAGCUUCUUGAACUCCUUGAGGGUUUCUUGAAGGGAGCUUCAAGAAACAGUACAGCUUUAGAGGUACUCAAAGCUUCUAAAAAUUGUUCUAUAUAAGUGAAUGCAAUGAAUUUAAGCUAAUUUUAAUAAAGCUU